Macrobrachium nipponense is the source of this 2951-nucleotide messenger RNA. RefSeq lists its product as uncharacterized. The transcript is spliced from 17 exons. Gene Ontology annotation, biological process: regulation of membrane potential; nervous system process; chloride transmembrane transport. Bases 1 to 2628 code for a protein of 875 amino acids. NCBI's taxonomy places the organism in Eukaryota, Metazoa, Arthropoda, Malacostraca, Decapoda, Palaemonidae. Gene Ontology annotation, cellular component: plasma membrane; synapse; neuron projection. Gene Ontology annotation, molecular function: protein binding; transmitter-gated monoatomic ion channel activity involved in regulation of postsynaptic membrane potential; excitatory extracellular ligand-gated monoatomic ion channel activity. The record is from RefSeq and is a predicted model, not a curated record.
AUGGAAGAAACAGGUCAUUAUCGUCUCCUUGGAUACCAGAUCCUUCUUCUGUUCUUGUUGAUAAGUCCAUCUUACGGCGCUGCUGCUAGCCAGCAGAUUCCAGUCCUCCAUUUCCAGGAAUCUGGCGAGCCGAGAAGCGACUCUUACGCCGUCUUUCCGCAGAGUCUGCCUAACCUAACGGAGUUCACCCUCUGCUACAGACUCUACGUCUUCUUCUACAGGAAGGAGAUCGUGGUUGUGUCCUAUGCCGUCAGCGACGCAGACAACAAUGUCGUCAGGAUUGACCACACUGGACAGGGGUUCCGCAUGAUAAUAGCUGGGGCUCUCGAUGUUAGUGCUGACGACCUUCCCUUGAGAACUUGGCGCCACUACUGCCUCGGGGUCAACCUGGUCACAGGGGACUGGGUCAUGGCAAUUCAGGGUCAAGUUACACUCAGGCAAGAGAGGGACCCACGUCUGAUCAACAGGGUCAUCCAGGGGGGAGGAUUGUUCGUCGUGGGGCAGGAUCAAGACCUCCUUGGGGGCGGCUUCCAGACGGAGCAAUCGCUCUCAGGGGCUCUGGCCGAACUUCAGGUGUGGGACUACACCCUGGACGAGUUCACCAUCGGACAGAUAGCGAAUCUGACUUCAAAUUUGCAAGGUAACGUCAUCAAUUGGGAAGAAGCCGUUUGGGAGUUGAAUGGCGCAGUCACCGAGCAUUGUUUGGAUAAAGACAAAUUCCAGCGUUCUCACGUCCACUACGUGAUGUUGGCCAAAAGGAGACCCUUCAAGGAGUCGAUGCAGCUGUGCCAAAGCCUGAAGGGCAAAGUAGCCGCACCAACAUCAGACAAAGAAAACCAGGAAUUGUUCAACCACUCUGCUCCAUAUUACCCUCUGUGUAAGAAUAACAUAGGCUACAUAUACCUUUGGGUUGGCUACACUGACGCCAGAGUUGAAGGCGAAUGGGAAGACAGCAGCACGGGUCUUCCCCUCCAGUACGAGGGGAGUUGGAGCCCUUACGAACCGAACGGCGAGAGGGAGGAGAACUGCGCCACUCUUUAUCACGUUACGGCCAUGUGGAACGACAUCACUUGUAGCCGCGCCCUAAUGUGCACAGUCUGCCAAUUCGAACACCAAGUCAAAGUCGAAAUCCUGGGCCUCUGUGAGAGGUCGGGCCUGGAUGCCCACUACCUCCUCGCGGGGGAGAUGAAUGGCCGCCCGUUCUUCUCGGGCAACAGGACUUCCAGGAUAUUUUGGUGCCCACAACGCGGGGCAUGGGUCAUGGAUUCCCUCUGGGACAACAAGACUAUAGGAGUUAUGAUGCCGAUGGACGAAAUAGAGGGAAUCCUACCCAUGGGCUCCAACCUGUGGGAAUUCAACACCCAGCUCUGCCCUGGGGCAUCGAAGGUGCUGGAGCUGACAGUGACGGCUUGCGGAUCUGGGUACUACACCUGCGGCGAGGGCAGCUGCGUGCCCCUACACCGUCGCUGCGACAGACGGACGGAUUGCCCGGACAGAUCCGACGAGGAACACUGUAGUAUAUUGGGGAUCUCCAAUGGGUACAGGAGCGAGAUCCCUCCCUCCAAUCGAAAUAACGAUUCUGCAGCCCUACCCGUGUUGGUCUGGGUAGAUAUCCUGGCCUUGACGUCAAUCAACACCAUCCAGAUGGAGUUUACUGUGGACUUCAUGCUGAAGAUGGCCUGGCACGACCAGCGUCUCUUCUACUACAACCUGAAGGAGGAGGUCGAUCUCAACAACCUGGCUAACGAGGAGAGGGACAGGAUAUGGACCCCCUCGGUCUCCUUCACGAGCGCCCGGGGGAACAGCCACACCGUCUUGGACGAGGAGGCGAAGAUCCACGUCCUCAAAGGGGGCAAGCCAUUGCGCCCUUCGGCCUCGUACGCUCAUGAGGUGGAUCUAUUUAAUGGUGGGGAUGCCCCUCUUAUCCUGGAGAGGAAGUAUCACGUACGGUAUGGGUGCGCCUUCGAUCUCAACAGGUACCCGUUUGACACGCAGAGCUGCUCAAUGGAAUUUGAGAGCCAGUUCACCACCAGUUCAUACAUGGAGUUGGUACCGGGUCACGUCCACUUCUCAGGUCGACGCCAGUUGGUGGAAUAUGUGGUUGGGGAAAUUUCCAUGGAGUCCACAGCCCAGAAUUCCAGUUUCAGCGGACUUCAGGUUCAGCUGAUCUUCAUACGCCAAAGUGGAUAUCACCUAGUGGCUACGUACCUGCCAACAUCAAUCAUGAUUGUCAUCGCUUACUUGUCUUUCUUCUUUGGCGUUGAAGAUUUUAACGACCGCAUCAUGGUAUCCCUGACAUCGCUCCUCGUGUUGUCGUCCCUACUGACGCAGACUUCGGAGACGCUCCCGAAGACAUCCUACUUCAAGAUGGUCGACAUCUGGCUCUUCUUCUGCAUCGUCACGAUCUUCACGGUGAUCCUCAUCCACACGGCUUCCAUCUACGUCGACAGGGUGAACCAGGAGGCUUCUGAUAGCAGCCUGAAAGGAAAAGGUCAUAAUAAGAUCCCAGUUGGGGGUAACAGAGUCAGGUUUACCCCUGCAGGCAUCUUGAGUUUUGGCAAAGUCAUGGUCCCAUUUACAGUUGGCGUUUUCAAUAUCGUCUACUGGAUCAUUGCGCUCUCGAGGUAAAUGUAUGUUGCACUGAGGGAGAAACACUGUUUAAUAAACACUACAUUAUCACACUGUGAAGUGUUGCAAUUAAAACACUUCUUUCAAAACAUUCCCAAUGAUUAUGAAAUGUGUUUUGAAUCAUGACUAUCUAAUUUUUAAUAAUGCCUAGGCCUUAGGCUUAUUGUGUAGAGAUUAGUUUUCAUCUUUAGAAUGCAUAAGUUUCACAAUCUUGCAGCCCAGAUAAGUAGUAGCAGAAUACUUUUAGUAACAACAUUUGUACUAGAAAUCACUAUGUAGGCACAAUUUAUCACUUUUCAUGUGGGAAUAAUGGGAAAUGUAUA